Porites lobata is the source of this 535-nucleotide messenger RNA. NCBI's taxonomy places the organism in Eukaryota, Metazoa, Cnidaria, Anthozoa, Scleractinia, Poritidae. The record is from the annotation of a GenBank genome assembly.
AUGAGAGACUGGCGAAUAAAGCAUGGUCAAAGUGUUGCGCAAAAAAUGGUGAGGAACAUGACUACAAAAGACAACCCACGUACUCUACCGAUGAAUCUCUAUUUAACAGAGCGGCCUAAAAGUCAGCCAUUUGAUUUCGGGAAGAUUGGAGAGGUCCAAGGAGAAACUACAGAAACAGUAGUUACUGCAAGCGGAAGGGAGAGUGGACGAAAGGAGGGGUCAAGUGAACUUGUCCAGUCGUCUGGUGACAUUGUCUAUCUUGCCUCAGAUAUAUCAUCUUGCAAAAUGAAAUUGUACGUAUUGCAGCAAGAUGUAACUACUGCUACCAAAAAAGCAAGGACAAUGUGCUCAGUUUGAUGUCAAUGUGUUCAAUCGGUUAACUUUCACAAAAGAGGCGGAAAGGGAAAUCAGUGUUAAGGUUAUAUGCGGUUCUUUGAAAGAAAGCUUCGUUAAUGACAAAAUUAUUGAAAUGACUAAUGAACGAAUUUAUACAUUAUCAAUCUCACAUGAUCGGUCAGGUAGAAUCAGUCACCAU